CGUCUAGCGCAGAGGCGAGCCCGGGCCCUUCCCAGGAGCAGAGCAGGAGGCUUCUCCGUCACUGUCGGGGCACGGGCCGGGACUCCCUCCCUCACGCCCCGCCUCCUGCGGUCGCGUGCGUCACCGCCGCCGCGGGUCCUCCUGGGAGUUGUGGUUCGGACCCGACCCCGGGCUGCGGCGCCAGCGGGCUACAGACUACAACUCCCGGCAGGCCCCGCGGCGGCCCCAGGAGUCCCGAGCCCGGGGUCCUCGGCUGCCUCAGCCGGUGGUCUCGGCGCGGCAGGGCGGCCUGGCUGGCGGGAGCUGAGCAGCAGAGGGGCUGCGGGCAGGCUGUCACACACCGAGGUCGUUCGGCAGGCCACUGGCAGAUAGACUCGGCGCUUCUCGGCCCCCGGAGCCUCCAGGCCGAGCGGGCGGGGCGCAAACUUACGGGUCCCGGAGCAGUCCUGCCCGCCAUGGACCCAGACCCCCAGGCAGGCGUGCAGGUGGGCAUGCGUGUGGUGCGCGGCGUGGACUGGAAGUGGGGCCAGCAGGAUGGCGGUGAGGGCGGCGUGGGCACGGUGGUGGAGCUUGGCCGCCACGGUAGCCCCUCGACCCCUGACCGCACGGUAGUCGUGCAGUGGGACCACGGCACUCGCACCAACUACCGCGCAGGCUACCAGGGCGCACACGACCUGCUGCUGUACGACAACGCCCAGAUCGGCGUCCGCCACCCCAACAUCAUCUGUGACUGCUGCAAGAAGCACGGCUUGCGGGGCAUGCGCUGGAAGUGCCGCGUCUGCUUCGACUACGACCUGUGCACGCAGUGUUACAUGCACAACAAGCACGACCUUGCCCACGCCUUCGAGCGCUACGAGACGGCUCACUCCCGCCCGGUCACGCUGAGUCCCCGCCAGGGUCUCCCAAGGAUCCCGUUGAGGGGAAUCUUCCAGGGGGCGAAGGUGGUGCGGGGCCCUGACUGGGAGUGGGGCUCGCAGGACGGAGGGGAAGGGAAGCCAGGCCGAGUGGUGGACAUCCGUGGCUGGGACGUGGAGACGGGCCGGAGCGUGGCCAGUGUGACGUGGGCCGAUGGCACCACCAAUGUGUACCGUGUGGGCCACAAGGGCAAGGUGGACCUCAAGUGUGUGGGCGAGGCGGCUGGUGGCUUCUACUACAAGGAGCACCUCCCAAGGCUCGGCAAACCGGCAGAGCUGCAGCGCAGGGUGAGUGCUGAUGGACAGCCUUUCCAGCACGGGGACAAGGUUAAGUGUCUGCUGGACACAGACAUCCUGAGGGAGAUGCAGGAAGGCCACGGCGGGUGGAACCCCAGGAUGGCGGAGUUUAUCGGACAGACGGGCACCGUGCACCGCAUCACGGACCGUGGGGAUGUGCGUGUGCAGUUCGGCCAUGAGACCCGCUGGACCUUCCACCCUGGGGCUCUCACCAAGCACAAUGCCUUCUGGGUGGGCGAUGUGGUGCGGGUCAUCGACGACCUUGACACAGUGAAGCGGCUGCAGGCCGGGCACGGCGAGUGGACAGACGACAUGGCCCCUGCCCUGGGCCGCAUCGGGAAGGUGGUGAAAGUUUUCAGAGAUGGUAACCUGCGCGUGGCGGUCGGUGGUCAGCUGUGGACCUUCAGCCCCUCCUGCCUGGUGGCCUACCGGCCCGAGGAGGAUGCCAACCUUGAUGUGGCCGAGCGCGCCAGGGAGAACAAAAGCUCCCUGAGUGUCGCCCUGGACAAGCUUCGAGCCCAGAAGAGUGACCUCGAGCACCCAGGGAGACUGGUGGUGGAGGUGGCCCUGGGCAGUAUGGCCGGGGCUCUGGACCUGCUGAGGAGGCACCCAGAGCAGGUGGACACCAAGAACCAGGGCAGGACUGCCCUGCAGGUGGCCGCCUACCUCGGCCAGGUAGAGCUGGUGCGGCUGCUGCUGCAGGCGCGGGCGGGCGCGGACCUGCCGGACGAGGAGGGCAACACGGCGCUGCACUACGCCGCCCUGGGGAACCAGCCGGAGGCUGCCCGGUUGCUCCUGAGCUCCGGGUGCGGGGCCAAUGCCCUGAACAGCACCCGGAGCGCAGCCCUGCACGUGGCCGUGCAGAGGGGCUUCCUGGAGGUGGUGAGGGUCCUCUGUGAACGCGGCUGUGAUGUCAACCUGCCUGACGGCCAUGCCGACACACCUCUGCACUGUGCCAUCUCGGCGGGUGCUGGCGCCAGUGGCAUCGUGGAGGUCCUGACUGAGGUGCCGGGCAUCGAUGUCACUGCCACUAACAGUCAGGGGUUCACCCUGCUGCACCACGCAUCCCUCAAGGGCCACACACUAGCUGUUCGGAGGAUUCUGGCUCGCGCGCGACAGCUGGUGGAUGCCAAGAAGGAGGAUGGCUUCACGGCCUUGCACCUGGCCGCCCUCAACAACCACCGGGAGGUGGCCCAGAUUCUCAUCCGAGAGGGCCGCUGUGAUGUGAACGUCCGCAACCGGAAGCUGCAGUCCCCACUGCACCUGGCCGUGCAGCAGGCGCACGUGGGGCUGGUGCCGCUGCUGGUGGACGCAGGCUGCAGCGUCAACGCCGAGGAUGAGGAGGGGGACACGGCCUUGCACGUGGCACUGCAGCGUCAUCAGCUGCUGCCCCUGGCGGCUGAUGGGGCCGGGGGGGACCCGGGGCCCUUGCAGCUCUUGUCCAGGCUACAGGCCUCGGGCCUCCCGGGCAGCGGGGAGCUGACGGUGGGCGCGGCCGUCGCAUGCUUCCUGGCGCUGGAGGGCGCCGACGUGAACUACGCCAACCACCGCGGCCGGAGCCCGCUGGACCUGGCCGCCGAGGCCCGCGUGCUCAAGGCCCUGCAGGGCUGCGCGCAGCGCUUCCGGGAGCGGCACACGGGCGGCAGCGGGGGCGCGGCACCGGGCCCGAGGCUGGUGCUCGGCACCCCCAACACCGUGACGAACCUGCACGUGGCCGCGCCGUCGGGGCCCGAGGCCGCCGAGUGCCUGGUGUGCUCGGAGCUAGCGCUGCUGGUGCUGUUCUCGCCGUGCCAGCACCGCACGGUGUGCGAGGAAUGUGCCCGCAGGAUGAAGAAAUGCAUCAGGUGCCAGGUGGUCAUCGGCAAGAAGCUGCGUCCAGACGGCACGGAGGUGGCCAGCGCGACCCCGGCGCCCGGCCCGCCGCGGCAGCUGGUGGAGGAGCUGCAGAGCCGCUACCGGCAGAUGGAGGAGCGCAUCACCUGCCCCAUCUGCAUCGACAGCCACAUCCGCCUCGUGUUCCAGUGCGGCCACGGCGCGUGCGCGCCCUGCGGCGCCGCGCUCAGCGCCUGCCCCAUUUGCCGCCAGCCCAUCCGCGACCGCAUCCAGAUCUUCGUGUAGCCCGCGCCCCCCCCCGUCCAUCCCCCGCCUCGCCCGCCCCGCCACGUUCCGGAGCCACGUCCCGCCGUCGCCUACGCAAGCCCCCACCCGUGUUUUAUAAAAAGAUUCUCGGACUUU
Leptonychotes weddellii (Weddell seal) is the source of this 3446-nucleotide messenger RNA. The record is from RefSeq and is a predicted model, not a curated record. NCBI's taxonomy places the organism in Eukaryota, Metazoa, Chordata, Mammalia, Carnivora, Phocidae.